AUGACGGACUCUACCCGUCAGGCCUUAAUUGCGGCCUUUACUUUCGGUUUGGUCGCACAUGCUGGUACCGCUGCCAUCUUUUUUCUCAACAAGCGUACCUCCAAGAUCACCCGAGAUGCACCGAGGCUGGCCCUCAUUGCUUUCCUUAUUUCUUCAGCCCUUUGGGCCCAAUUACAAUUUGGUGCCUUCUUACUUAAUACCGAUUCGACAUCGAGCUGCCAGGUUAUGAUUGUCUUUGCAUCAACAUUCGACCAGUUUGCCCGAGUAUGUAUGCAACAAAGUUUACUAUGGACCUUCAGCGCCUUCAGCCUUGUCUCCCUCACCGAGGUUGGCAUCAUGCAAGGACUUGUAGUGUUGCGACUUAUCCUCGGAGGCAUCUUCGUAGGCUUUCAACGCCCACAGCUCGAGACUGUCUGCGUCACCAUGACUGCCGUUCUGCCGGUUGGAAUCACAGUCUCUGUCACAGACACUGCUUUCAUGGCAUUCCUCCUCAUUAGAGUCAUAUCCCGCGGAGUAUACUCUGAAAAUCAAAAGGGAGCCAUCACUUCCAACCAGUCUCGUGCAGUUGCAGUUAUUGUCUUGGGUUUCAUCAUCUGGACAGGAACCAGCGCCCCUCUGAUGCUGAGCAUUGGGCCAAUGCCUAUAAUUCACCGAACGACUGUGCCCGCGGUCGGUCUCUUGAUCUUGAUUGGUCUCCUCACUUCUUUCCAUCAUCGGUUGUUUCGCGAAACAACCAAAUCCGUACAAUCGCCAACUGUGUCCGACUUUGAUGCUUCGCGGGGCUUUGAUACUCGACAGAUGUACACUACCGAAAUCCAAGGCGGUUCCGAUUAUCGAGAUGACUUCGCGACAACAACGACGAGGGGCGACUUUACAGGAAUGUCCAAGCCUCUACCAGUUGCUACAGAAUCCGAGCGACUACCGAGUAUUUCGAUGCCUGCCGCUGGACAAGCGAAUAUUGGAAUGGGCGGUGUUCCCGUGCUGGGUCAACUGUUCCCCUUGCCGAAAACACAAACACCAUCAUUUCCUACAGAACCGAUCCAGGUACAGCAAGUGAUGACCGAGCAGACGAUGGUGGACAGAUGGAGUUCAGGAUCUAGCGUGGACGAAAGGGCAAUGUGGGAGAAUGGAGACAACCAAGUUGCUCCACGGCUAGAAGGCUUGGGUGAAAUUACGAAGCUAUCAACAGAACCCGAAAUCGCAGCCACCACAUCAGCUUUCCUGUCACCUGGGAUGGAGGGAGUUCGCCGACGCUCACCUCGACAGUCGCCUCAACAGUCUCCCCGACAAUCCCCUCAACGCCUACUGUCGCCAGCUUUGUCUCUCUUCCCACGCUCUCCUCGUUCAGUCUCGACUCCGAUAAAAGCUCAGGCACAAACUCCUAAAACCACGGAAGAGACCAUCGUCAACUUUUCUCUGCCUGUGACGGCACAAUCAUUGCAUUCGAAUCACUCAGUAAAGCACCAGGCCCCCAAGUCCGCGCCGUUGGCUGCCAUACCUAGGAGUAACGCCAAGGAAAUCCUGAGCAAGAGGGAGGAUUCUGCACGAACCCUUUCUGUGGUUCACAGACCCCGACCCAUCCCCAGGAAAUCGAACAUUGACCGUGCUCUCUUCCCAACCGGAGGAUCUCCCAAUCUCCAGAACCACAAGCGGUCGUUAUCACUCGGCGCCGAUCGAUCCAGGCAGCCAGUCGACACACCGGCAGCUAUCGAUUAUGAUCUAUCUCGACUAAAUGAGUUUGCUAAUGUCCUUGCGGCCAAUGUACCAACACAGAAUGAUGCAACAAGCCACCGCAAUACGAGACGACGAUCACAGUCGAUGGGCUCGCUCCCAAUACUAGCAGCUGACCUUGCACCGGUGCCCCCAAUGCCAAUGCCAAAGCACAGCGAAGCCAAGCCAAAGAUCGACCAUGGCGACGCGUCGGUAACGUUCCUAAGGACGCCAGAAAGCCUCAACUCAGCCAAGGCGCCUACACAAUCUCGGGAGAGUGUUAAGCAUACGACAAUUAAUCUGCCUAGAGAGCCAGGAUCAGAGACAAGCCCGUGUUGGAAACAAGAGUUAGCGAGCAGGUACGGACGACGGUCGUCACCUAUCCUACCGAUUGAGGACUUGAGUGCGCUCACUCCUUCUACGGUUCGAGAUGAUGAUAUGACAAUGGACAUGGCUGAUGUCCGCUCACCUGCGAUGCAAGUCCACCUGCAACGGGCAUUGACCGUGACCGUUACGCCGAAAAGCCAACAGCGGAGCCGACUUGGUGUUGCGGAUACAACAUUGCCCUUCAGAGAGGAGAACCACCAGACACCCCUUGCUGCCAACGCUAAUGUCGGAGUUGGAUCGGAGCUGCGACGUGCCGGGGACCUUGAAGUCAAGGUGGGGGAUGUGCGUCCAACAUUUUCAACAAGGGGAUACUCGACAAGAUCACGCCGGAGUGUGCCGCCAGCACCACUUGUUCUCCGCCGGCCCGGCAACAUGUAUGUUGAGCCAUCGCCUGUGGAAACCGACGAUAGUGCGAGCGUGGAAGAAGUUGCUCAUAAUGAUUCCGCUUCUCCGCACGCAUCUUAUCAGAUAACAGAGAAUGAUAGACUAGCGCUUUUGACAAACCUGGAACUGGAACUCAAUCAGCAGGAACACCAAUGGCAGACGAUUCGCCAUACCAUGCUGGCGCGUGAUUCGCUGUCUACAGUGGGAUCACCGCAUAGCCGAGAUUCGCGGUAUGUCCGUGGGUCAAGGCUUGUCCAGCGCGGUGAAUUAGAUGCGGACUACGAUCUUCUCGCCCUGUUUCCUCAGACCGACCUGAAAGCCAACGCAAAGCGCAUGCCUAGUUCUACCUACCCCAGGUUUACAGCCCCCUUAGGCACUCCUACCCCUCCAGACACUGAUGAAGAGAGCGAAUACGAUGAUGAUGAUCUGGAUGCUCUGAUUGGCCAGAUCCAGAGCACUCCUGUCCAGAAGGCCACGCUUCUUUGGCGCCCCACAGUUUCCGUCGCUACCAGCACCAGCACCAGCACCACAACGCUAUCACUCUGGACCCCGGCUUCCAGACCUGUGGGAGAUUUCGUGCCAGAGGAGAUCCCAGGACCGUCGAAACGUGGCCCCGUGAGGAAGGAUCUGAAGCCGCUCGUAAUUGAAAGUUCAAGACUGUGGGAAAAGUCUGAAUCCAAGUCAACAUCAACAGAUAAUGGACUAUGGCAGCCAACAUCUCAGGCUAAAACCCAAGUGUUGGAAGUUGAAUCACAGCAGCAGCAGCAGCAGCAGCAGCAGCAACAGGCAAAGCCGAUCCGCAACCCCCCUCGACGAAUUAGACGUGUCACAUUGUUGCCAGAUAUUCUAGAGAGCCCUAAACCACUGCCUGAUAAGCGCGGUACACUUGGGAUUUUCCAAUUCCCAUGGGGUGAUCGAUCAGAUAGUGCGACAGUGAACCCUUGGCCAUUGUCAACCAUGAGCGUGUCUGAGAUGAUCUAUCAGGCUGGUGCGCUUGAUGGGGGUGCAGGUGGCAUGGGUAUGCAGAGCAACGUCUCGCAAUUUGACAUGGACGACUACGAGCAGGAUGAUGGAGACUACUACGAUUCGAGCGAAACGUACGAUAGCGACGACGAGGAUAUGUUUGAGCGCGUUGAGCCUGUAUCUGCGGCCCAGCCAACAGCGGAUAAAUGGCUCCAUGAUGCCCCACAAGGUAAAAUGCAUGCAUCUCACGAGGACGAAGUAGAGUCUCGAUCAGAGUCUGAGUACGGCGACGACAUUGACUCUGGCUCAGAAUCAGAAUCAGAAUCAGAAUCAGAGGGAGAGCCUAUGUUUUUGAAACAUUUCAAGAGCUUGGAGCAUGAGCCAGUGACAGCAAAUGGGUGUGAAGAGGGCAACGGCGGCGACGUGAGCGAUGACAAAGCCAACCAGCGGACAAGUCCCCGCGCACAAGUUGAGCACGACAUUGAACAAGCUGGAGAUUGGACUGCAAAAGCCGAUACUAGCGCAGUUACCCCCACUACAACACCGACAAUGACGCUUACGGAUUUUGAUCUCCGAGAGGAAAAAACUCGAAUCAGGGUCCCAGACCGUCGGCAGCCGCAGCAGACUGCAUCAAUAAGCAUGCCUGUGCCGCAGAUGGCUCGCUGCUUAUUGAUGGACGUGGACCAAGCUUCACCUGGCGCACCAAUCAGAGACGUCGAUUCUCCUCAUGCGGAUGGAGAGCCCUGCACUGACAGGGAGUCCAAGUCCCGUGGCGCUCCAAGCGCAGGGCAACCGUCAGCGCCUGUGCUUCUGUUCCGCUUCUUGGAGGGUUCCAUUCCAAUUUCUAAGCCUGGAAAUCAAAGUUACGACGCUGUCUCUCCGAGCCCGCUCCAGCCAAAUCCGCUCGUCAUAUACAAAUCCGAGACCCCGACAGGCCGACAACAGACCUUGGUUAUUAACUUGGAAUACCCUGAGCCAUCUUCCUCCUCUUUCCCUCAUCAAUUUUCAUCUCUCCAACAAACAACGACAACUACAACCAAAUCUUCCAUGGCUCUUUGGACUCCCAGUACUCCCGUCACCCGUCCCAACCAAGGACUUCCUCAACCUGACAGUGCCACUUGGAACUCGUACUUGCCCACUGGUGAGGCUGCACGCCUCGUACCUGUAAAGGCCGACAUGCCUUCUAUCAAGAGCAACUCUCUCUGGACCGCACCAGCAAAGAAGGCUGAAUUCAACAACUUCGGACUUUGGGGAACCAAGCAGCCUCUGCCUGGCAUGUGGACUCACUCUCCCGUCAACACAAAGAUUUCUUACGGCCUUCCCCAGCCUGAUGCGGAGACCUGGGCAACUUAUCUUAUCGUCCAAGACGAUGCCAGCCGAGUAAAGCCUAGAGAGGCCGAACCUGCAUCUGUUUACAGCACAUCUCUGUGGACCCCCGCCAAACCCGUUAUUUCCGAAACCCCCUCCGAGGAUGGUCUCUGGAGCGGAUCAAGCUCCGCAACUUCGGUCAGCGGCCCCGAGCCUUCCACGCAUAGCGAUAAGGCGAUGUCCGCGGUCAACUUUGGAUUAUGGGAGCCUCUUCCUACCGUUGUUGAAGACGAGGAGCCUGUCGGUCUUUUCAGCCUCAGCCACCGCCGCACCAACUACCGGACAACCAAGAUGGCGCCUGCUGCCCAGGGAAUGGAACGCGCUCCCCGAAGAGCUCUUGAGGCAUUCCCCGAUUUCGGAUUUACCCACCUUUGGAACAUGGCUCCUCUUUGGGACUCCAAGGCCAACGCUUCUGCUAUCAAGUUGCGGCGCGAAAUCGAUUCGCUUGUCUUGGAGGGUUUAUUCAGCCUGAAUCAUCGCCGCAACACCUUCCGCACUACCUCCGCAAGCCCCGCAGCCCUCGACACACGGCCCAAGCAACGCAUCUCGCAGCAAUCUCUGCCGGUGCUCACCUCAGAUAGCCUCUGGUCCGUGCACGCGUCAUGCAAGGAUGUUAGCGAAGUCAACUGGCUCGCUCUCUCCACAGUCAGGCCGAGAGCAACCUCGGUUGCAUCCUUCUCUGAUAGCGAAUCUAUCAUGUCUGUACCUGCUCUCACUAGAACCUCCUCCAUCAAGUCCGAGAGGUCCCGCCCUGCUGCUACUCCUGCAGAGUGGCUCGCUGCUCUCGACGAGGCCAUCAAGCAGGGAUCUGGCAAGACCCUCAAAAUCGAUACCGAAGGCUCCUACCAGCUCUGGUCAAAGCCUGAGGCUGAUGUUGACGAGCCUGUUAUCGCCUCGGAUGAACUCUGGAAGCCCAUGAACAACCGCUACCUCGAAUUGACCCCUACAAAGAGCGAAUUUGACCAGGUGUAUUCCGAGUCUGGUACUUCCCAGCGUGGUCGCACCCAGAAGGCCCGUCCUCCGAUGCCUAUGUACCCUGGCUCUUCCUCAUCUGCCUUCCUCCCUGGUGCAAGCGAGACUCCUCGCGACUUCAGUACGCAGGCGCUCUGGGCUCAGCCUCAGUCUCCUGGUCGCGAAGAUGGAUACUGGAUGGACAGGUCCCUGCGAAAGGGACUGUCAUUCGUGCAGCUGUGGUAA
This is a messenger RNA of Fusarium poae, 6009 nucleotides long. RefSeq lists its product as uncharacterized. NCBI's taxonomy places the organism in Eukaryota, Fungi, Ascomycota, Sordariomycetes, Hypocreales, Nectriaceae. The transcript has 6 exons. The coding region runs from base 1 to 6009 and encodes 2002 amino acids. The record is from RefSeq and is a predicted model, not a curated record.